AGAACAAGCAAAGCCAGAGCCACCCGAGGGGAUUGAUUCCUCCCUCCCAGCCCUGCAAGCCCUGCCUCUUUCCAGCAGCAGUGAUUACACAAAUGGACCACCGGGCUCUGCUCCAGCAGGCCUGAUGGAGGCGUGAAAGGGCAGAGGAGCCUUUCCUGCCCCAGGCGGGCGGGAGGGAGCGUAGCUUUUCGCAGUGACCUUGGUCACCCUCCUGCAUUAGUUCCGCACCCUGGCUGUUUAGCAGGCUGUCUCUAUGGCUACCGGAAUAAACAGCAGAUAAUAGCGCUGCAGCCUCCAAGCAGCACUGCAGUCUGGAGACCAGGAGGGAGCAGGGCUUCUCCGGGUAGCCUGCCACAGCUCACCAGAGGCACUUCAGGCGGUCAGCAUGGCUGGAAGCACUGACAUUGCAGCGCUGGAAGAGAGCUUCCGGAAGUUUGCAAUCUAUGGAGACACCAAAGCUACAGGACAAGAAAUGACUGGGAAAAACUGGGCCAAACUGUGUAAGGAGUGUAAAGUAAUGGACGGCAAAGGGGUCACCGGCACAGAUGUGGACAUCGUCUUCUCCAAAGUGAAAGGGAAGACAGCCAGAGUCAUUGGUUACGAGGAAUUCAAAAAGGCCCUAGAGGAGCUGGCCCCAAAGAGGUUUAAGGGCAAGAGCAAGGAGGAAGCAUACGAAUCCAUCUGCCAGCUGGUGGCAGGGAAGGAACCAACCAACGUAGGCGUCACUAAAGCCGCAACCGGCGGGGCGGUGGACAGGCUGACGGACACCACCAAGUACACGGGCUCGCACAAGGAGCGCUUCGAUGAGAGUGGCAAGGGCAAAGGGAAGAGCGGGCGGGAGAACAUUGUGGACACCAGCGGCUACGUGGGGGCCUACAAGAAUGCCGGCACUUACGACGCAAAAGUGAAGAAAUAGGGAGAACUGGAAGUGCUACCGACCCUCCCAGGCCCAGGCACCCCACAGCCUCUAGGCCUUCAAUCACAUCAGCCUUGGGAACUGGCCUUAAUGGCACAGGCCUCCUGAGACCGUGCUGGGCCCAGCUCCUAGCCACGGAGCCAUGGCUGAUAGGCCUCCUAUCACCACGGGCUGAUGUGAUUAGAAACUGACCUGGCCUUGCACUUUGCUCCCAACAUUACAUCAACUCCAGAUGUGUUGUGAGCCGUGUCCCUCCUGCUAGCGCUAACGAGACUUUCUCCUCGUGUGCCCCCAGGGCACCACACCCCUCCUGCUAGCGCCAAUGAAACCUUCUCCCCGUGCGCCCCCGGGCACCACGUCUCUCCUGCUAGCGCUAACGAAACCUUCUCCCCUGUGCGCCCCCAGAGCACAACGCCCCUCCUGCUAGAGCUAACGAAACCUUCUCCCCGUGUGCCCCUAGGGCACCAUGUCUCUCCUGCUAGCGCUAACGAAACCUUCUCCCCUGUGCGCCCCCAGGGCACAACGCCCCUCCUGCUAGAGCUAACGAAACCUUCUCCCCGUGCGCCCCUAGGGCACCACGUCUCUCCUGCUAGCGCUAACGAAACCUUCUCCCCUGUGCGCCCCCAGGGCACAACGCCCCUCCUGCUAGAGCUAACGAAACCUUCUCCCCUGUGUGCCCCCAGGGAACCAUGCCCCUCCUGCUAGUGCUAACGAAACCUUCUCCCCGUGUGCCCCCGGGCACCAUGGCCCUCCCACUAGCGCUAAUGAGACCUUCUCCCCUGUGCACCCCCAGGGCAUCACGCCCCUCCUGCUAGCGCUAAUGAGACCUUCUCCCCAUGUGUCCCUGGGAACCAUGCCCCUCCUACUAGUGCCAACCAGACCUUCUCGUGUGCCCCCAGGGCACCACGCCCCUCCUGCUAGCGCCAACCAGACCUUCUCCUCAUGUGCCCCCAGGGCACCACGUCCCUCCUGCUAGCGCUAACGAGACCUUCUCCCUGUGCGCCCCCGGGAACCACGCCCCUCCUGCUAGUGCCAACCAAACCUUCUUGUGUGCCCCCAGGGCACCAGGCCCCUCCUGCUAGCGCCAACCAGACCUUCUCCUCAUGUACACCCAGGGCACCAUGUCCCUCCUGCUAGCGCUAACGAGACUUUCUCCUCGUGUGCCCCCAGGGCACCACACCCCUCCUGCUAGCGCCAAUGAAACCUUCUCCCCGUGCGCCCCCGGGCACCACGUCUCUCCUGCUAGAGCUAACGAAACCUUCUCCCCAUGCGCCCCUAGGGCACCACGUCUCUCCUGCUAGAGCUAACGAAACCUUCUCUCCGUGCGCCUCCAGGGCACAACACCCCUCCUGCUAGAGCUAACGAGACCUUCUCCCCUGUUCUCCCCCGGGGCACCACGCCCCUUCUGCUAGCACUAACGAAACCUUCUCCCCUGUGCGCCCCCGGGAACCAUGCCCCUCCUGCUAGCACUAAAGAAAACUUCUCCCCUGUGCGCCCCCAGGGAACCAUGCCUCUCCUGCUAGCACUAACAAAACCUUCUCCCCUUAAGCCCCUGGGCACCACGUCCCUCCUGCUAGCGCUAAUGAUACAUUCUCCCCUGUGCGCCCUCAGGGCACCACACCCCUCCUGCUAGUGCUAACGAGACCUUCUCCCCUGUGUGCCCCCAAGGCACCACGCCGCUCCUGCAAGCGCUAACGAGACCUUUUCCCCUGUGCCCCCCCGGGGCACCACGUCCCUCCAGCUAACGCCAACCAGAGCUUCUCCCCUGUGCCGCCCUGGGCACCACGCCCCUCCUGCUAGCGCCAACCAGACCUUCUCCCCAUGUGCCCCUAGGGCACCACGCCCCUCCUGCUAGCGCUAACGAGACCUUCUCCUCUGUGCGCCCCCGAGGCACUGUGCCCCUCCUGCUAGCGCUAACGAGACCUUCUCCUCUGUGUGCCUCCGGGGCACCACGCCCCUCCUUCUAGCGCUAACGUAGGGUGACCAGACAGCAAGUGUGAAAAAUCAGGAUGGGGGUGGGGGGUAAUAGGAGCCUAUAUAAGAAAAAGACCCAAAAAUCGGAACUGUCCCUAUAAAAUUGGGACAACUGGUCACCCUAGCUCUGACAAAACCUUCUCCCCUGUGCGCCCCCGGGGCACCAUGCCCCUCCUACUAGUGCUAAUGAGACCUUCUCCCCUGUGUGCCCCCAAGGCACCACGCCGCUCCUGCUAGCGCUAACGAGACCUUCUCCCCUGUGUGCCCUCAGGGCACCAUAUUCCUCCUGCUAGUGCCAACCAGAUCUUCUCCUCUGUACCCCUCACAAGGCCACCACAUUCCUCCCACUCACUACAAUGAGGCCUUCCCUUACUAAUGCCACCAGGUGCCUGCCUGUAUCUCUUCCACUAGUGAGGUCUUCUACUCAAUACAGAUGCCAAUUUCCCUCCUGCUAGUGACAGAUGUGCCUUUUCCAACCCUACGUCCCUUCAGCUCAGGCCAGGUCUUCACUGGGAAAUUAGGUUGGUAUAACUGUCACUCUGGGGUGUAAAAAAUCUCCCCUCACCCAGCAACCCAGUGAUGCCAACCUAACUCCCAGCGCAGAGCAGCACUGUCAGUUGAAGGGGCAUCUCCCAUCGACAGAGCUACUGCCCCUCGGGGGAUGGCGUACACGAAAGCUGUACCAGUGCAACUUUAAAAUGUAGACCUGCCCUAAGAUUAACGACACCGUCUCCCCUCUGGGCACAUCAGUCACCAGCGUUACCGCAGCCCCUUCUCCUCAGGGCACUCCACCUGUCAGCAUUAAUAUCAAACUGCGUGCGCCUUCCCUGGAGAACUGGCCUGCAUGAGUUUAACCACCACCCCUCAGGCUACUCCAGCAGCCCCAGGCCCCAUCGGUCCCAGUCCAGUCCUCAGACGCCUGCCUUCUUGGCGGAGUCACAGCCAAAGGCCUCCCUGCUCUGUAACCUGGCUCUGCAAUAAACCUCCCCCUGUUUUGUA
Molecule: messenger RNA, 3889 nt
Organism: Gopherus evgoodei (Goodes thornscrub tortoise)
Lineage: Eukaryota; Metazoa; Chordata; Testudines; Testudinidae
Gene: TPPP3
Product: tubulin polymerization promoting protein family member 3
Exons: 4
Coding region: 386-916 (176 amino acids)
Biological process (GO): microtubule polymerization; positive regulation of protein polymerization; microtubule bundle formation
Cellular component (GO): microtubule
Molecular function (GO): tubulin binding
Source: RefSeq, a predicted model, not a curated record